Vigna radiata var. radiata (mung bean) is the source of this 1464-nucleotide messenger RNA. Its product is annotated as probable plastid-lipid-associated protein 12, chloroplastic. The record is from RefSeq and is a predicted model, not a curated record. The transcript has 11 exons. Lineage: Eukaryota; Viridiplantae; Streptophyta; Magnoliopsida; Fabales; Fabaceae. The coding region runs from base 1 to 1305 and encodes 434 amino acids.
AUGUAUGGAUGGUGGAAGUGGUGCAGCGAAGCGAUAUUUUAUCUAUAUCUUCCUUGCUGGUUUGCCACGUAUGCAAGUUGCUCUUGGCGCCAAGCUAUUGGGCACGUAACAGAAAAAGGGGAAGCUCGAUCUUGCUCUCUUAUGAAUACAGCAACUUUAAUAAUGGCUCUAAAUGUCGUAAAUCUAGGGUUUCAUCCAUCUUCUCCUUCAUCUUUUGUUUCUCCGAAGCCAUUGAAGGAUCGCUUCGUGCUCGGGUGUUCUCGUGUUGAACAGAUAUCGUUUACUGAAUCUGAGAAUUCACUUAUUGAAGCGCUUCUUGGCAUCCAGGGACGCGGACGUUCUUCUUCUCCUCAGCAGCUCAAUGCUGUUGACCGUGCUGUUCAAGUCCUUGAACGUUUGGGAGGUGUACCCGAUCCGACAAACUCCAGUUUGAUCGAGGGUCGCUGGCAGCUAAUUUUCACCACAAGACCGGGAACAGCAUCGCCGAUUCAGAGAACCUUCGUAGGGGUUGACUUUUUUAGUGUAUUUCAAGAGGUUUAUCUUCGAACAAAUGAUCCACGCGUAUCCAAUAUUGUGUCGUUUUCUGAUGCUAUCGGUGAGCUCAAAGUGGAGGCGGCAGCUUCAAUUGAAGAUGGAAAAAGAAUCCUUUUUAGGUUUGACAGAGCUGCUUUUUCUUUUAAAUUUCUUCCGUUUAAAGUUCCGUAUCCAGUUCCAUUUAAGCUACUUGGAGAUGAAGCAAAAGGUUGGUUAGACACCACAUAUUUGUCGAAUUCGGGAAACCUUCGUAUCUCGAGAGGAAAUAAGGGAACAACAUUUGUGUUACAGAAGCAAACUGAACCAAGGCAAAAGUUGUUGACAGCUGUUUCCUCAGGGAAGGGUGUUAAAGAGGCAAUAGACGAACUUAUUUCCUUAAAGCAGAACAGUGGUCAAGAAGAACCAGAACUAGAAGAGGGUGAGUGGCAGAUGAUGUGGAAUUCACAGACUGUAACAGAUAGUUGGAUAGAGAAUGCAGUCAAUGGGCUGAUGGGUAAGCAGAUUAUCAGGAAGGAUGGAAGAAUAAAGGUCCUGGUUGAUAUCUUGCUUGGGCUUAAGUUUUCCAUGACUGGAAAUUUCGUAAAAACUGGCUCCAGACUGUAUGACGUUACAAUGGAUGAUGCAGCAAUAAUUGGUGGUCCAUUCGGAUAUCCCCUAGAAGUGAAAAACAAGUUUAUAUUGGAGCUUCUAUACAGUGACGAAAAGCUGAGAGUUAGCCGGGGAUACAAUGAUAUUAUUUUCGUACAUGNUCGUACGGAUGCAUUAAGAUGAACUAACAUGUUAUUGUCUACAAGGAUAAAAGUACAAGAGGUUUUGUAAGUGAAGACUAAUCAAUUGUGUAUUAAAAUGUUAUUGGCAUCGUAAACCAAAUACAAAUAAGGACUUCAUGUUUACACACUUCAAUUAAAUGUUCAUAGAAAAAAUUAAUUA